This is a messenger RNA of Diatraea saccharalis (sugarcane borer), 3592 nucleotides long. The record is from the annotation of a GenBank genome assembly. Lineage: Eukaryota; Metazoa; Arthropoda; Insecta; Lepidoptera; Crambidae.
GUCACUUCAUGUUUUAAAGUUUGGUCUCUUGUAUUCGUGUUUGUUCAAAUUUAGUUUCGAAUUAUGCAACGAUGAUACUAUAUAUAAAUUAAUAUAUAAUAAAAUAACUUAUUUAAGAAUAGCCUUGAAUUAAUGUGUGUUUAUUAUUAGCGAUAUUUUACAUAGUCGAACUAAAAUAGAAGUAUUGGGAUAUAAAUAAAAUAAAAAAUGAGCAGGUGCAUGAAUCUAGUUGGCGGUAUAAAAAUAUUAAAUCGUAAUUUUUUCGUGAAAAUCGAAGCAUCCAAUGUGUUUCUAAAGAAAACGUAUUCGACUCGAGAAUUAUUGAAAGAAGCUUAUUGCCGCACCAAAUUGAAAUGUAGAUCAAAAAAAUUGCCUCAGGAUGUUAAUCCUAAAGGGGUAUUUGCAUGCAAUGAACUUGAUCUAACAGAGGUUAAAGUGUACGGAUUUGACUAUGAUUACACCUUGGCACAUUACAAACCCACAUUGGAACAUUUAUUAUACAACCUUGGGAGGGAAAUUCUGCUGGAAAAGUAUAAUUAUCCUGCAGAAAUUUUAAAUUUGGAAUACAAACCUAACUUUGCAGUCAGAGGUCUUCAUUAUGAUAUUGAAAAGGGUUUACUACUUAAGUUGGAUUCUUUUUUGCAAAUACAAUUUGGUGCUGUGUACAGAGGUCUGACUCCAGUCACCACAGAGGAAGUGCUGAAACUUUAUAAGAAUAGAAUAAUUCCAAUCGCUUAUGUUGAGGGCGAUAUGAGAGCUCAUAAAGCAAAUCGGGCGAAAAUGGUGCACUUGGCUGAUUUGUUUUCAGUGCCUGAAAUGGGGCUAUUGUGUAAUGUUGCAGAAUACUUCAUAAAAAAUCAUAUUGAUUAUCAUCCAGAGAUUUUGUUCUUAGAUGUCAAGAACUCAGUGCAGAGUUGUCAUCCAAUAAUGCAUAAGAUUGUAGCACAAAAUGUUGAAGAAUUCAUUAGGCCCAACCCAAGCCUCAGAAAGUAUUUCCAGAUGUUGCAAGAUUGCAAUAAGAAGUUGUUCCUUGUAACCAACAGCCCUUUCCAUUUUGUUAAUGCAGGCAUGGAGAUGCUGGUAGGCCACGACUGGCGUGAUUAUUUCGAUGUAGUAAUAGUGAAUGCUAACAAGCCAAAGUUCUUCACGGAGGUGUCGCGCCCUAUAAGAGUAUUUGAUAAGAACGCUAACACGCACAUCUGGGAGAAGGUCACAGCGCUCCAGAAGGGUAUCAUUUAUUAUGAGGGUACAGUGAAGCAGCUGCAAGACUUGACUGGAUGGAGUGGACACCAGGUGCUAUACUUCGGUGAUCACCCGUACAGUGACCUCGCUGACGUCACGCUCGAGCACGGUUGGCGGACCGGUGCCAUCAUCAAUGAACUCACGCAUGAAAUCAAUACUUUGAACACGCAAUCGUUUAAAGAGAACGCCAACUGGCUGCAGAUGUUGACUCAGCUCAUAGAAGACCAUCAAGAUUAUAAGGAACCCGAAGCGAUGGAAGUGAUGUCCCAGUGGAUGGCAGAAAGAGAUUUCCUUAGGAACGAAAUUAAGGCGGUGUUCAAUCCACAAUUCGGUAGUGUUUUCCGAACGUACCACAAUCCCACAUACUUCUCCAGGAGGCUGUUUCGAUUCGCUGACAUUUACACGUCUAAUAUAACGAAUUUACUCGACUACACACUCACUCACACAUUCUAUCCACGACGUGGUGUUAUGCCACACGAAUAUGGUUCUUAUUUUGUUUGAUUAGAACCCUCUUUAAUGUAAAUGUACAAAAUAUUAGUUCGCAUCAUUUCUGUAUAGUGUAUUAAUUAAUGUGUAAGGACAGUUUUUUUUAAAGUCAAUUUGUAUAGAAAAUGUUUUUGCAACUUUUACUAUUUGGCGUUUAUCAUUAUCAAAUUAGAGAUAUUUAAAUUCUAUCUUUAAGUAUUAUAUUACGCUUAAGCGUCGUUUUUGAUGAAUAUUGUGUCUUUCUUUUAUUUGUACAUAUCUUUUUAAUCUAUGGUACAAAUAGCUGGAAUAUCUUUAAAAUUAACUUGUAACAUAAGUAUUCAGCCAACUGUAUUCUAGUCAAAAGUAUUUGAUACUGUCUCAUGAAAUGCCAUUUGUGUUUAAGUAUUUAAGACUUUAUUGUUAAGCUGUCUUAUUAUUACAAUUGUGGCCUAAUUGUCUAAUUUCAAGAUAUAUCGUAUUCCCUUUCAAUGUUAUAGCGAUUUUUGGAAAUAUCUAACGUUUGAAGUCGCAGUUGCUUUCGGAAGAAAUUAUUUGAGUGAUCAAGUGACAUGAUUAAAACUUAGUAACUCAAACUUAUUCCAAUUUAAUAAACGGUAAAUUAACGAUAUGAUUAAUUCAAUACGAAAAAAAGAAAGUUGCGAUCAUAAUCAUUAUCACAUGUCAAAUAAAUAUCUUCCAAAUGACAACUUGAUAGGAAUUGCGAUCGAUUUUAAAAUUGCACAAUUAGGCCUCUGAUUAUUUAAACGUACGUAAGCAACGCUAUUGAUCUGUAAUCCUUUAACUAAGUGCCCGUAAAAAUGUCACUAGUAUUUUUACACAUGGUUAAAGUACCACAAAUCUAAGUAAUGAAAUUUUUUUUUGUCUGCCCGUCAGUUAGAUUAUUGAAGGAUAUAAAACACGUAUUAUUAGUUUUUUGCGUGAUAAAUAAAUUACGACGACACGUUGAGUUGAAAUGUAGCAUGACGUCACAUCUUUGCACUGUUUCUAAGUAUUUAUAUUAUGACGUAACGAGAUCCCACUAUUAUGUUAUCUAAGCCAUUUCUUUUUAAAUUAAAGCAAAAACACGUAUAAAUUUCUCUAUUGUCUGACUGACGAACUUAAAAUAAUAUCUUUUUUUUUUCACCCGUAUUACUUUUGUCCUUUAUUUUAGCAGUAUACUUAUUCAACCGCUAUAACCAAAUUUUAUUAUGAGGUUAGUUUGAUGCUGCCUUUUGUAAAUGUUGUCGAAUUUGUAGACAUUUCCUACAAAAUCGUAAUGGCAUUUUAAGUAAAUAGUACAUACCUAUUUAAGUGUAAAGUAUAAUGAUCGAAAUAAGUAUUAAUCAAUAUAUUAAAGAUUGAAUGUUAGUUAUUGAAUUACACGUAGGACCAUGUUAUUUUUGUAUACAAAAAUUUUUUAGAGAAGCAUUUUUCAUAAUUGAUAUCGUCGCAUUUUUUCUAAUGUUGUAUUUGUGCAAACUAAAUCAGACUUAUUUAUGUGUAUUUAAAUCUUAUAUAAAAGACGCGGGUCAAUUAGAUCUUUUAUUCUGUAGAGUAGACACACAUACAUGCAAAUUGCCCCGAAUAGGUAUAAAUAAAAUAGAUGUAGUCUCAACUUGUAUAAUUAGUGAGUUGUUGUUUGGACAAAUAGUUUACACUAGCCAUUGGUCAUUUAGUCAAAUUUUCGCGGCAGUUUGUAAAUUCAUACUUAUAAUUAAGAUUUAAGACUACAUUUUAUAGUUCUUCAAUAAAUCAUACCAAGAAUUUGACUUCAUGAAGCCAUUAAUUUUACUAGAUAACUUUUAGAAUGUGCUACAGACAAUAAAACCAAUACCAAUAUUAUCAUAUGUUUUUUAUCAGAUUAAAUGACUGGAGAGAGGAU